This is a messenger RNA of Amborella trichopoda, 1153 nucleotides long. RefSeq names its product NOD26-like intrinsic protein 7;1 (gene NIP7;1). Lineage: Eukaryota; Viridiplantae; Streptophyta; Magnoliopsida; Amborellales; Amborellaceae. Gene Ontology annotation, molecular function: channel activity. Gene Ontology annotation, biological process: transmembrane transport. The record is from RefSeq and is a predicted model, not a curated record. Gene Ontology annotation, cellular component: membrane.
AACAAGGGUAGAGGAGAUGAGAUAACAAAUUGUGACAGGUUGUGGAAUUCAACUGCAAGCAGCAACUGUCGAUAUGCGACCCCGUCGUCAGACAGAAUUUUUUCGGACCCAGUCUUCGAGCAGAAUUUGUUGUCCGACUAACAGACGAGAUGGAUGCCACAGGCAGAGGUGGUUCUUCUCAUCUACCGGCUUUAGCAUUGGCUCGCAUGGCAGGUGCCGAGAUGGUCGGAACUUUCGUUCUCAUGUUUUCACUGUGCGGUGCCGUCGGGGCAGGGCAGGGGUUCUUAGAGAGCGCAUGUGUUGGGGGUUUAGCAACUGUGGUGGUCGUGAUCGCAACAUACCCCAUCUCUGGUGGGCACAUCAACCCGGCUAUCACAAUUGCGCUCACAGUCUCCACUCCUUUCCCCAAGUUCCUUGCGUCAAUAUAUGUCUUUGCGCAGAUAGUGGGAUCGAUGCUGGGCACUGUCAUGGGUAAGUAUGUGCAUCAGAUACCAUUAGAGUUAAUAAUGACUGCGCCUCUCCAUGGACUUGAACAGGCCAUCUUCGCCGAGCUUAUUGCCACCUCUGUCAUAAUGUUCCUUGCAUCUUCUUUAUCCUAUGAUGUCUACCCGAUGAGGCAAACACCGGGCUUUGCAAUUGGAGCAGCAGUUUCGCUUGCCGUGCUGACCAUCGGGCCGGUGUCAGGAGGAUCCAUGAAUCCUGCAAGGUCACUAGGUCCAGCACUGGUUGCUUGGAGGUUCAAGGAUCAAUGGGCCUACAUUGCCGCCCCUAUUGCUGGAGCGGUUGCAGGAGCAUUCCUCUACAAACUGCUUCGAUUUUCCCAACCAUCACCUCAUCCCUCUCCAACUCAUCCAUCCUCUCUCCCACAUCAACAAUUCGAGCUGCCCUCCUCCGGUAUCCAAUAGUGUAAGAGAUUACCCACACUAGCUUCGAUCCAUCAGCAUUUCUCUCUCUUGCUCUGUGCCUGUGUAUGUGUCUAGUAUGCUUGUGCAAACAUGUGCAUGCACCAGCGAUUAAAGUAUCAGAAAUUAUGACGAAGAAGUCUAAUAGCCCGAUAUCGAAGAAAUUUAGCCCUUGCAUGUAUGUUUUCUUUCUUUCUUCUCAUUUGAAACAAUCUUUGGCUUUGAUUGCAUGUGUUAGCAAACAACACAAG